Messenger RNA from Emericellopsis cladophorae, 6312 nucleotides. Its product is annotated as Fatty acid synthase subunit beta-like protein. Gene Ontology annotation, biological process: long-chain fatty acid biosynthetic process. Lineage: Eukaryota; Fungi; Ascomycota; Sordariomycetes; Hypocreales; Bionectriaceae. Gene Ontology annotation, molecular function: [acyl-carrier-protein] S-malonyltransferase activity; fatty acid synthase activity; enoyl-[acyl-carrier-protein] reductase (NADH) activity. Bases 1 to 6312 code for a protein of 2103 amino acids. The transcript has a single exon. The record is from RefSeq and is a predicted model, not a curated record. Gene Ontology annotation, cellular component: fatty acid synthase complex.
AUGUACGGCACCGGGACUGGCCCCCAGACGGGCAUCUCUACUCCCAGAUCCAACGCUUCGCUGCGACCGUUGACUCUUUCCCACGGGUCUCUCGACACAUCUUUCCUCAUUCCCACAAAUCUACACUUCCACGCAGCUCAGCUCAAAGAGCGCUUUCUCGCCAGCUUACCAACAGCUACUGACGAGCUCGCGCAAGAUGAUGAACCUUCAUCCGUCGCCGAGCUCGUCGCUCGCUACCUGGGCUUCGUUGCCUUCGAGGUAGAGGAAGGCGAGGACGAUGACUCGGGGUCGUACGAGGAGGUCCUCAAAAUCGUCCUGAACGAGUUCGAGCGCGCUUUCCUGCAUGGCAACGAGGUGCACGCGUUAGCUGCCACCCUUCCCGGCAUUGAGUCGAAAAAGCUCGAGGUCGUGCGCAGCUACUACGCGGCUCGUGCUGUGUCCAACAGAAACAUCCGACCUCACGAGUCAGCGCUGUUCAGAGCCGCUGAUGAGGGAGCCGCAAAGGUCUACACCAUCUUUGGCGGCCAGGGCAACAUCGAGGAGUACUUUGAGGAGCUCCGCGAGCUUUACAAGACGUACCCCAGCUUUGUGAGCGAACUUAUCACAGGCUCCGCCGAGCGACUACAGAGCCUCUCACACCACCCAGGCGCUGAGCAGAUCUACGCCAAGGGCUUGGACAUUAUGAGCUGGCUCCAUGCACCAGAUUCGACGCCCGACGUUGAUUAUCUCAUCUCCGCGCCCGUCAGCUUCCCCCUGAUCGGUCUCGUGCAGAUGGCCCACUACGAAAUCACCUGCAAGGUCCUCGGCGUGGACCCUGGGGUCCUGCGCGAGAGGACUGCCGGUACCACCGGUCAUUCGCAGGGUAUCGUUAUGGCCGCUGCCACUGCUGCUGCUGACUCCUGGGAGUCGUGGCGCGAGAUCGUGGCAUCGACCCUCACAAUCUUGUUCUGGAUCGGUGCCAGGAGUCAACAAGCAUUCCCCGUUACCUCCAUGACCCCUACGAUGCUUCAGGAGUCGCAGGACAAUGGCGAGGGCACACCCACACCAAUGUUGAGCAUUCGAGAUUUGUCCAGGGAGGAGGUGCAAAAGCACAUUGAUGCCACCAAUCAGUAUCUUCCCGCUGAUCGCCACAUCAGCAUCUCCCUCGUCAACAGCCCUCGCAACAUGGUUGUCACAGGUCCUCCCACAUCACUGUACGGUCUUAACUCGCAGUUGCGCAAGGUUAAAGCGCCCACAGGCCUGGACCAGACCAGGGUCCCUUAUACCGAGCGCAAGAUCCGGUUCUCGAACCGAUUCCUCCCCAUCACCGCUCCUUUCCACAGCAAGUACCUGUCUGAGGCUACUGCUAUGAUUGACGAAGACCUCAAGAAUAUCAGCAUUGAUGCUUCCGCCCUGGCCGUUCCAGUGUUCGACACUAACACGGGCAGGGAUCUCCGUGAGCAGGUCCAGGGUAACAUUGUUCCUUGCUUGAUCCGCCUCAUCACUCGCGACCCCGUCAAUUGGGAAGCCGCUACAGUCUUUCAAGAGGCAACCCACAUCCUGGACUUUGGCCCUGGCGGUAUCUCCGGCUUGGGUGUCCUGACUAGCCGUAACAAGGAAGGUACUGGCGUCCGUGUCAUCCUCGCCGGUUCCAUCGACGGAACCAUCACCGAGGUCGGGUACAAGCCAGAGAUCUUCGACAGGGACGAGGAGCACGCCGUCAAGUAUGCCAUUGACUGGGUGAAGGAAUACAAGCCUCGCCUGGUCAAGACAUCGAGCGGCACCACUUACGUCGACACCCGCAUGAGUCGACUCCUCGGCAUCGCCCCCGUCAUGGUGGCCGGUAUGACCCCGUGCACGGUACCUUGGGACUUUGUUGCUGCGACCAUGAACGCCGGCUACCACAUUGAGCUUGGUGGUGGUGGUUACUUCAACGCCAAGCGCAUGACCGAGGCGCUUCUCAAGAUCGAGGGCGCCAUCCCUGCUGGCCGUGGUAUCACUGUCAACCUGAUCUACGUCAACCCCCGCGCCAUGGGCUGGCAAAUCCCCCUCCUUGGCCGUUUGCGUGCCGAGGGUGUGCCCAUUGAAGGUCUCACGAUCGGUGCCGGCGUUCCUUCCAUUGAGGUUGCCCAGGAGUACAUUGAGACCCUUGGUCUGAAGCACAUUUCCUUCAAGCCAGGAUCAGGUGAGGCCAUCCAGUCCGUCAUCAACAUUGCCAAGGCGAACCCCACGUUCCCUGUCAUUUUGCAAUGGACAGGUGGUCGUGGUGGUGGUCACCAUUCUUUUGAGGAUUUCCACCAGCCUGUGCUGCAAAUGUACGGUCGCAUCCGUCGCCAGGAGAACAUCAUCCUUGUUGCUGGCAGUGGCUUCGGUGGCGCCGAUGAUACCUACCCUUACCUCACCGGUGAGUGGUCUAAGAAGUACGGAUAUCCUCCCAUGCCCUUCGACGGUACCCUGUUCGGUAGCCGCAUGAUGGUCGCCAAGGAGGCCCACACGAGCAAGAGUGCCAAGCAGGCAAUCGUCGACGCUCCAGGGCUGGAGGAUACCCAGUGGGAGCAGACAUACAAGGGCCCUGCCGGUGGUGUCAUCACUGUUCGCUCCGAGAUGGGCGAGCCCAUCCACAAGCUUGCUACCCGUGGUGUACGCUUCUGGGCCGAGAUGGAUAAGAAGAUCUUCGCUCUGCCCAAGGAGAAGCGAGUGCCGGAACUUAAGAAGAACCGUGAAUACAUCAUCAAGAAGCUGAAUGAUGAUUUCCAAAAGGUCUGGUUCGGCUGCAACAAGGCCGGUCAAGCAGUGGACCUCGAGGACAUGACCUAUGCCGAGGUCACUCGCCGCCUGGUUGACCUUCUCUACGUUAAGUACCAGUCGCGCUGGAUCGACCCUUCGUUCGCUCGGUUGACCGGAGAUUUCAUCCACCGCGUCGAGGAGCGCUUCACAAGUGUCUCAAGCAAGCCUUCUCUGCUUCAAAGCUACGCUGAUCUUGACGAGCCAUACGAAGCUGUUGACCGCAUCCUCUCUCACUACCCUGAGGCCGAUACCCAGAUCAUCAACGCUCAGGACGUGCAACAUUUCUUGCUGCUCUGCUCGCGCCCUGGCCAGAAGCCCGUGACCUUCAUUCCCGUGCUCGAUGACAACUUUGAGUUCUUCUUCAAGAAGGAUUCUCUGUGGCAGUCUGAGGAUCUCGACGCAGUCAUCGGCCAGGACGUUGGUCGUACCUGUAUCCUUCAGGGACCGACUGCCGCCAAGUUCUCUACUGUUCUUGACGAGCCCAUCAAGGACAUCCUUGACGGCAUCCAGAACGCCCACAUUGACUUCCUCGUCAGGGACUAUUACAAUGGCGAUGCCUCGUCGAUCCCCACCCUUGAGUACUUUGGUGGCAAGCUAGUCGAGUCCGAGGUUCCUCUGGAUAUCGACAGCUUGACGGUCAUCCAGGAUGCUGAAAAGCACACCUACCGUCUCUCCUCUUCGGUGACUGCCGUGAUGCCCGAGCUCGACGCCUGGCUGACCCUCUUGGCUGGUCCCAACCGCAACUGGAGACACGCACUUCUCAGCUCGGACGUGGUUGUGCAGGGUCAAAAGUUCCAGACCAACCCUCUUAGACGCAUUUUUGCUCCUACCCGUGGCUUGUUUGUUGAGAUUUACCACCCCAACGACCCAUCCAGGACCAGCAUCAUCGUCAAGGAGCAGCCUCGCCACAACCAGUACGUGACAGUCAUCGAGGUCAAGCUGGUGGGCAAGAACGAGAUCCUGGUCAACCUGGUCAAGGAUACCACUGCUCUGGGUGAGCCGGUAUCGCUGCCGCUCAAGUUCACCUACAACCCUGAGGCUGGCUACGCUCCGAUCCACGAGGUCAUGCAAGGUCGCAACGACCGCAUCAAGGAAUUCUACUGGCGGGCGUGGUUCGGCAACGAGAAGCUGGACCUUGACGCCGUUGUCACCAGCAAGUUUGACGGUGGCAAGACUACCAUUACCGGCGAGGACAUCAAGGACUUUGUCCAUGCCGUUGGUAACACUGGCGAGGCCUUCGUGGAUCGCCCCGGCAAGACGGUCUAUGCUCCCAUGGACUUUGCCAUUGUCGUGGGCUGGAAGGCGAUCACCAAGCCCAUCUUCCCCCGCACCAUUGACGGUGACCUGCUCAAGCUGGUUCACCUGUCCAACGGGUUCCGCAUGAUCCCGGGUGCCGAGCCCCUCAAGAAGGGUGACGUGGUCUCUACGACUGCUCAGAUCAACGCCAUCAUCAACCAGGAGUCCGGUAAGAUGGUGGAGGUCUGCGGUACCCUCGUCCGUGACAACGAGCCCGUCAUGGAGGUCACCUCCCAGUUCCUUUACCGCGGGACGUACACCGACUACGAGAACACGUUCCAGCGCAAGGUGGAGACCCCUAUCCAGGUUCAUCUCGCCACCACUCGCGAUGUGGCCGUGCUCCGCUCCAAGCAGUGGUUCAGCGCUGACGAGUUGCCGAGCGAGAUAGAGCUGCUCGGCCAGACCCUGACCUUCCGUCUGCAGAGCUUGGUUCGCUUCAAGAACAAGGACGUCUACAGCAGUGUGGAGACACGCGGUCAAGUCCUGCUCGAGCUUCCCACGAAGGAGGUUAUCCAGGUGGCCAGCGUGGACUACGAGGCGGGCGAGUCCCACGGCAACCCUGUGCUCGACUACCUCGAGCGCAACGGCAGUCCUCUGGACCAGCCCCUCAACUUUGAGAACGCCAUUCCGUUGAGCGGCCGCACGCCUCUGCAGCUCCGUGCGCCUGCCUCCAACGAGAAGUACGCGCGUGUGUCGGGCGACUACAACCCCAUCCACGUGUCCCGCGUCUUCUCCAGCUACGCGUCCCUGCCCGGCACCAUCACGCACGGCAUGUACUCGAGCGCGGCCGUACGCAGUCUCGUCGAGACCUGGGCGGCGGAGAACAACAUUGGCCGCGUCCGCAGCUUCCACGCCUCGCUGACGGGCAUGGUGCUGCCCAACGACGAUAUCCAAGUCAAGCUCCAGCACGUUGGCAUGGUCUCUGGACGCAAGCUCAUCAAGAUUGAGGCCAGCAACAAGGAGACUGGGGACAAGGUCCUCCUGGCCGAGGCCGAGAUUGAGCAGCCUGUGACAGCCUACGUCUUCACCGGCCAGGGCUCGCAGGAGCAGGGCAUGGGUAUGGAGCUGUACGCCAGCAGUCCUGUCGCCAAGGAGGUGUGGGACCGCGCGGACAACUACCUGCUCGACAACUACGGCUUCUCCAUCACCAACAUUGUCAAGAACAACCCCAAGGAGCUCACCAUCCACUUUGGUGGCCCUCGUGGUAAGGCCAUCCGCCAGAACUACAUGGCGAUGACCUUCGAGACGGUCGCGGCCGACGGCUCCAUCAAGUCGGAGCGCAUCUUCAAGGAGAUCAGCGAGAGCACGACCUCGUACACAUACCGCUCGCCCACGGGCCUGCUGUCGGCGACGCAAUUCACGCAGCCUGCGCUGACGCUGAUGGAGAAGGCCAGCUUCGAGGACAUGAAGUCCAAGGGUCUGGUUGCUCGUGACAGCACAUUCGCUGGCCACUCGCUGGGCGAGUACUCCGCAUUGGCCGCCCUGGCCGAUGUGAUGCCCAUUGAGAGUCUGGUCUCUGUCGUGUUCUAUCGUGGUCUGACCAUGCAGGUGGCCGUGGAGCGUGACGCGAGUGGACGGUCCAACUACUCCAUGUGCGCGGUCAACCCGAGCCGUAUCUCCAAGAGCUUUACCGAGGAGGCUCUCGAGUUUGUGGUGAGCAACAUUGCGGACGAGACGGGCUGGCUGUUGGAGAUUGUCAACUACAACAUUGCCAACAUGCAGUAUGUGUGCGCGGGCGACCUGCGUGCGCUGGACACGCUGGCGGGUGUGACCAACUUCCUCAAGAUGCAGCAGAUUGACAUUGAGGAAAUGCGCAGCAACAUUGAGGAAGCCAAGGGCGCGCUGCGCGAGAUUGUGCGCGGGUGUGCUGAGAAGACGCUCAAGAAGCCUCAGCCCCUGGAGCUGGAGCGCGGCUUCGCGACAAUCCCGCUCAAGGGUAUUGACGUGCCAUUCCACUCGACCUUUUUGCGGUCGGGCGUCAAGCCCUUCCGAUCCUUCCUGAUGAAGAAGAUCAACAAGACGACCAUUGACCCGUCCAAGCUGGUGGGCAAGUACAUUCCCAACGUGACGGCCAAACCGUUUGCAUUGACCAAGGAGUACUUUGAGGACGUGUACAAGCUGACCAACUCGCCCAAGAUUGGCGCGGUGCUGGCCAACUGGGACAAGUACACGCAGGAGGACGGCCCCAACGGGCAGGCUGGCACAGAUAGCAGCAGCGGCGACUACGAGGGCCCCGCGCGGGGUGCGUAA